GGUAGUAGCUCAACACACAACAGUGUAUCCUUGAAAAGCCUUAGCUUACAGUGCUUCUUGAGUGACAAUUUAAAGAUGCGCCCUGCUCUCAGAGAGUGUUACGUAGUGCAUUACGUAGAUAAGUCAAGUGGUCCUCCUCUCCCUUACGUCUCCGCUGGCAGUCAUCUUCCCAGUUUAAGGUGUUCCCCAACCCCAGGAUACGACCACGCAAGACACGGGGACGGCACGCUACCUCUCGAUUGCACAGAAGGCGGCUGAAGGUCUUGGGAAUAUUCUUAGGAUUGCACUCCCCUUUUGGCAUCCUGCCGAGCGCACCACACACGUCCUUUCAUCGCACCGCAGAGGCUGAAGGCGAGUUCAUCUCCAUGAUGUCAUCAUAUUACCACACUGGGAAGGAAGCGGACAUGGCGACUAUGGCGGAACCGCUAUGUCUCGAAAGAGAUAUCUGUCGAGUGAUUGAGUUGUUGGACAGGUUGCAGAGAAGUGGGGAGCUGCCCCCACCCAAACUUCAAGCCCUUCAGCGGGUUCUUCAGAGCAAGUUCUGUGCUGCAAUCAGAGAGGUGUAUGAGCAGCUCUAUGACACGCUGGACAUUGUAGGGGGCCCUGAAGUACGAGCCCAGGCCACAGCCAAAGCCACCGUAGCCGCCUUCGCUGCCAGCGAGGGGCACGCUCAUCCCCGCGUGGUGGAGCUGCCCAAGACGGACGAGGGCCUGGGCUUCAACAUCAUGGGGGGCAAGGAGCAAAACUCGCCCAUCUACAUCUCCCGCGUCAUCCCCGGCGGGGUGGCCGACAGGCAGGGAGGCCUGAAGAGGGGCGACCAGCUCCUGUCAGUCAAUGGCGUGAGCGUGGAGGGUGAGCACCAUGAGAAGGCUGUGGAGCUGCUGAAGGCGGCCCAGGGCUCGGUGAAGCUGGUGGUGCGAUACACCCCAAAGGUCCUGGAGGAGAUGGAGGCUCGCUUCGAGAAGCUGCGCAGCGCACGGAGACGCCAGCAACACACCAGCUACUCAUCCUUGGAGUCCCGUGGUUAGCCCGUCUCCUCCUUACUUCUUCCAAAGAGCGUCCCGACGUCAGUCCGGCAGGAAGGCAUGUGGUUGGUUGUCGUGUAAGAGGAAGUCAGCGUACUGUAGGGUUGACUUAGCUGUGUUGUCCGUAUGUUGCUCUACUAUCUCCAUCUAAAUUAAGCCUCUAUUAUACACAUAGUUGUGUGUUGAAGCGUAUAGCUCCCCCGUCAGAAGACAACCUCUCCCGCCCCUUUUUUUAUUCUAAAUAUCUAUGCGGUCUCAGUACCUAGAUUGUGUUGUUAGUCCUGAUUUGAGAGAAAGAAAGAGAGAGAGAGACAGGAGCUGACUUGCUGUAGCUUCUGAAACUGUAUAUAUCAGUACAUAGUGCAUACCUCCUGGCAGACUUGCUGCAUGCGGAUAUACGUAUGGUGCACUUCCCCAAGAAAACAUCAGGAAAGAAGACGGUGUUCAUCCUUCCUCACUCCCUCAUAAGGCUGCUGGCGUCAAGACUGGUGUGACGUUCCUUUUCCAGACAUAUCUGUUCUUGACAGAACUAAGGACUUAAGCUUGAUUUAAACAUUGUUUUUUUUACUGUUUGUUUUUGUUUGUUUGUUUGAUCAUACCCAGUUGGGUCACAUUCCUACUCCUUUCUGCAACUUGUGUUGGUUUCAUGCCCUGUGUUGUCAUAUCAUCCAUCUCAUUGGUCUGAUUACGCUGGUGAAGCCGAGACAAGAGACCACUGGUGGAGGGGACCUGUCUGGUCAGAGAUAUUGGUGUGGGGCUUGGAAGGUCAUGCCUGCCUCUGACCUGACCUGCCUGCGGAAAUGCAACCCCCUCAACACACUGUGCCCACACCUACACUGUAUUUACGUUGUACUUACCGUAUGUAUGUACUACUACUGAUUAGUUCAUAACAA
This is a messenger RNA of Engraulis encrasicolus (European anchovy), 1918 nucleotides long. RefSeq names its product lin-7 homolog B (C. elegans) (gene lin7b). The transcript has 6 exons. The coding region runs from base 366 to 1028 and encodes 220 amino acids. The record is from RefSeq and is a predicted model, not a curated record. Gene Ontology annotation, cellular component: basolateral plasma membrane; MPP7-DLG1-LIN7 complex; cell-cell junction. Gene Ontology annotation, biological process: protein localization to basolateral plasma membrane; maintenance of epithelial cell apical/basal polarity; neurotransmitter secretion. Gene Ontology annotation, molecular function: L27 domain binding. NCBI's taxonomy places the organism in Eukaryota, Metazoa, Chordata, Actinopteri, Clupeiformes, Engraulidae.